Emiliania huxleyi CCMP1516 is the source of this 2012-nucleotide messenger RNA. RefSeq lists its product as hypothetical. The coding region runs from base 1178 to 1840 and encodes 220 amino acids. Lineage: Eukaryota; Haptophyta; Isochrysidales; Noelaerhabdaceae. The transcript has 9 exons. Gene Ontology annotation, cellular component: nucleus; Z disc. Gene Ontology annotation, molecular function: transcription coregulator activity. The record is from RefSeq and is a predicted model, not a curated record.
CAUGGGCGUCCGCUCCUCCAAGGUCAAGCCGAAGGAAACGGCGAAAGUGCCGGGCGAGAGCGGCCGUGCCAGCCGGAGCGACCGCGAGCUGGAACUCCACAAUGAAGUGGCUCGCGCGGCGGGCCUGGCAGUGGGCGGGGGGAAUCUCUCGGCAUCCGUGGCCUGGCAGGCCAAGCCCGCCUCCAGCGGCAACCUGCACUACGAGCUAGCCGCGCCGCCACCCCUGGACCCGGCGCCGCCCGAAGGCCCCUUGGACCCCCGCCCCCUUCAUCUCUCUCUCGGCGCUACUCCGCCGCCGUCGCCGCCGCCGUCGCCGCCGCCGACGGAGACGGGCAAGCUGUGGCACACCUCCCGCGAGCUGGACAAGGCGGCGGCGCACGCAGAGGAGGCGGAGGCGAAGAUGGCGGCGCUCCGAGUCGGCGACGACGCCGUGACCGCCGAGCGCCCCGCCAAGUCGUUCGGCUCGUGCGGCGAGUCGUCGCCGGCCGAGCUGACGGUCUCCGCGCAAGAGUUCACGGCCGCCGAGCUGCGGGCGGCGGGCUACUCAAAGGAGAAGCUGGACGGGGCGGGCGUGCUGAGCGGGCAGGGGGCGAAGCCCGCUGCCUCGAGCCCCUCUGUCGAGGCGGAGCUCCAGGCGUAGGCUGAUCUCAUCUAAUAUCUCAUCGCAAACACCCCCCUCUCUCCCUCUCCCCCAUCUCUGUCUCUGUCUGUCUCUCUGUCGGGCUGUAUCUCCCCCCCGCCCCCCUUCCCCCUCCCACCCCUCUCUACACACCGCAGCGGCUGAGAACUCUCAGGCGGAGGCCGAGGCGAUGCGCGCCCAGGCGAGGGCGGCCAAGGCGGGAGGCGGCAAGAGUGCGGGCGGCGACGCUCCCAAGGCGAGCAACAACACGAGGACGUGCGCUGGGUGCGGCGAGCUACUCUUCGGCGCGGCCGGCGGCGAGGCCGUCGAGGCGGCGCACUCUCCAAACUAUUAGCCUAUUAAAUCAUCGACGCCUACCUAAUAAUUGUUAUUAGCCUCCGGCUGAUUCGCGUUUUAGCUCGGGCUUGGCUAAUAAUCGUAGCUAAUAAGCCUCCACCGCGAGCGGGAUCGACGGGCAAGUAGCAGCAGGCACCAGUCAUUGCCUCCAAGACCUGCCCCCUCUCCACCCACGCCCCACGCGACUAGGCGGCGGGCAAGAUGUGGCACAGCGACUGUUUCGUGUGCGCCGCUUGCGGCAAGCCCAUCGACGGCGAUUUUGCGAUGCUUCACGGCAAGCCGCUGCACACCGCUUGCCACCUCAAGGACUACGGCGUCCUCUGCGCCGGGUGCGGCCGGCUGAUCGACGGCCGCGCCGACCCGGGCUUCGUCGUCGCCGGUGACAAGAGCUACCACUCCGCGUGCUUCAAGUGCGCAGAGUGCGGCGUCUCCCUCGCCGCGGGCGCGCCGUACCACCUCGUCGCCGGCGCCGCCUACUGCAAGCUGCACGACCGCCGCCGCAAGAUCACCCGCGAUAAGCUCAAGGUGCACCGACAGCCGACGGGCGCGGGGGAAAGGAGUACUUUGAGGACGCGGCGCCGCCGGCCUUGGGCGGCGCGUCCACCUGGCGUCAGGACGCGCCGUGAGUAUCUCGCGCGAUCUCGGAGGGCGAGUCGGAGAGAAGGGGAGGGUCGACGGAGGCAGGGCCGCGGCCUGCUCGAGCGCGCGGGUGCGCUGCCGCCGCUGACGGGCGUGUCCACUGCGGGCGCAGAGAGUCCAGGUUGUGAAGGGGCAGAGGGUCCCGCUGUCCCGCGCGGCCACUGUCGUGCCUUGCGGCGUAUCGACGCUAGAGGGUGCGCAGCGAUUGAAGAAUCGCGUCAGUGAGACAGUGAGACCAACGACCGGGACACCGGCACGAUAUAUGUGUGUAUGUUGUCACACACUUUGUUGUGCUCUCCUGCGACAUGCCUAGUGCCAUAGGACCAGCCUUUUUGUAGAGUAUUCCUUUCACCCCUCCCCCUCGGGGCCCGACGGUACAAACUGUAUUUCCUUUCCC